AUGGAGGUGAUGCAGCGACAGCUCCGGUUCUUCCUGCAGGAGGGCCUGCACGAGUCUGCAGAGCUGAUGGCGCAAUUGUUGCUUGCUGCUGAGUCGACGCUGCCUGACGUGGAUGCAAUGCAACACGCGGAAAACAUGAUCCUUCUCGCUGACGCAUAUCGAGGGACAAAGCAGUACCGGCGAGCGCUGGCUGAAUAUCGAGCAGCCCUACAGCUGGCGAGCCACGCCGGCAAGUCCGGAAUUGGGCGCUCCGGUUUUGGGGGGGUCCUGGGCGCUGCUGAGCAGACCCCCGAAGGAACGGGAAGAAUUGAUGAGAACGAAGUCAAGUAUCGAAUGGCGCAGUGCCACCUGUCGCUCAAUGAGAUGAGGGCGGCGCUCCAGGAGUUAGAAACGGUUCCGUCCCGUGCCCGCACCUUGGCGAUGAACCUCUGUCUGGCGCGGUUAUACCAAUAUCAUGGAUACGACAGGGCCGCGAUUGCAUGCCACCGAGAGUGCCUUAGGCAGUGCCCGUACAUGUUGGAGUGCCACGUGGCACUCGCCCGGCUGCGCACGCCGACGCGCGAGAUCCAGGACCUGCUCCCAAUGCCGCCCCCGCCCGUCUUCGGCUCCCGCGAUCUUUCGACCGAUCCGCUCGACCCCGCUCUCUGGCUUCAGCAAUUCGUGGAGGGCCACGUGGCAGCCGCGGCGCACGAGCACCGCAAGGCACGUGCCCACUGGGGGGCGCUGCAGGAGCGCUUCCCCGGGGCGCAGCACCUCAUGCUCGAACAGGCCAAGGCUGAAGCAGCGUCCGACGCCGUCUCUGACGCGUGCGUGACGUACCAAAAGGUGCGGCUGAUGGACCCGGGAAUCCUCACGCAAAUGGACCGGUACGCGUUUCUGCUGAGGUCACAAGGCGAGAUUGCUGACCUGAACAAGCUAACCCACGAGCUUUUGAGCACGGAUUACCGGUGCCCGGAGAGCUGGGUGGCGUCGGCCAUCUUCUGGGAGGCGCGCGAGGACCUGCCGAAGGCGCUGACGUACGCAGACAAGGCGAUCAAGGCGAACGAUCGACAUGGGCUGGCGUACUAUAUACGGGGUAACUUGUGUCUCUCUAUGGGUAGAGCGGAGGCCGCCGUCGCGGCCUUUCGGCGGUCCCUUCAACUUGACCCGACUUUGCAGGGCUUUGAAGGUCUAGUCAAAGCGUCCCUGUCCGUAGCCAAGCCGAAGGAGGCGCUAGUGGUCGCCAAGGAAGCCGCGAAAGCGAUGCCGGGCUCCGCGCGGGCGGUGUGCUUACCGGGCGUUGCGUACAUGCACCUAGACCAGGGACAACGGGCCCACGCCCAGUUCGAGCGGGCGCUAGCGGUGGAUCCCAAGUGCCUGGAAGCGAUACUGGGCCUGGCGGAGCUGUACCAAAUGCAGGACCGACUAGGGGACGCACAACAGCUGUUACAACGACACUUGGAAACGCACAAGAAGGACUCGGUCCACUCGCGGCUGGCGGGCGUGCUCAUGGCGCAGCGCAAGCACAGCGAGGCGUUGUCGCACUUCCAGAUCGCGCUCGCGAUGAACCCGCGCAGCAAGGAGGCGCAGGCGGGGCUGGCGCGUCUAGAAAAGCUCAUGAAGGGGUUGGACCCCGAUGCGGAAGAAGACGAACUAGAGGAGGAAGACGAGGGGCAGGAGGGAGACGACGUGGACGACGGAGGCGAGGACGAGGGGGCGGGCGCGUUUAUGUAGAAAAAAAUGACGUGUACAGACGCUAGAAAUGAUUGUGUUUGGCUAGAAUAAACGUCGUAGCCCAGGUCGGCAUAAUUAAAAGUCGGACAUGCAGCCGACCGUCCUCUUUAAUCUGCCACAUCAGUUAGUGUUGAAAUUGAA
This is a messenger RNA of Klebsormidium nitens, 1854 nucleotides long. NCBI's taxonomy places the organism in Eukaryota, Viridiplantae, Streptophyta, Klebsormidiophyceae, Klebsormidiales, Klebsormidiaceae. The record is from the annotation of a GenBank genome assembly.